AUGCUUCCUCAUUUACGUGAUACUUCCUUUUCCAAUUUCGUUGGCCUUGCCUUGGUUAUUAGCUACAUGGUAAAUGGUAUUUUUUCUUGGAGACUUACCAAUUAUGACUUGAAAGUCUAUUCUAGUUUGUUAGGUGUUGUUUGUGGGGCUGCUGCCGUUUCAGGUGCUUGGCCCUCUUGCUUGAUUGCAGCCGUUGCUGGAGGUCUUGUUACUGCUGCUAAAGCUUUUAAUCAAGGGGGUGACACCAACGGAAACGUCAGACGUGGAAGUGGAAUUAUUCAUUUAGCCAGUAAUGGUACUGUCAUUUCUGAAAACUUCCACCCACUGCACACCACUACUGGUGUUUGGGAUAAGAUUAUCAACGAAGGAACACUGGAUGCAAAUGCGUUGGCAAAACGAGUUGCUUUAGUUUGUGGUGGUACCAAGGCUUGUGAUUUGGGUGCUGUUCUCGACGCAGAAAAUAGCGACAAAGAAUACAUUCGUUUUAUUAUUCAAAGUAUUAACAAUGGUGUGCCUUACGAUCCAAGUCCAUAA
This is a messenger RNA of Hyphopichia burtonii NRRL Y-1933, 534 nucleotides long. RefSeq lists its product as uncharacterized. NCBI's taxonomy places the organism in Eukaryota, Fungi, Ascomycota, Pichiomycetes, Serinales, Debaryomycetaceae. The transcript is spliced from 2 exons. The record is from RefSeq and is a predicted model, not a curated record. Bases 1 to 534 code for a protein of 177 amino acids.